This is a messenger RNA of Rotaria sordida, 1608 nucleotides long. NCBI's taxonomy places the organism in Eukaryota, Metazoa, Rotifera, Eurotatoria, Philodinida, Philodinidae. The record is from the annotation of a GenBank genome assembly.
AUGUAUAAAACUUCACUCGAUUGGUGUUACCAAACUGUUCCUCAGAAAGGAUGUAACAAUCGUACCAUGGCUGUUCCACGAGGUCGUCUACUUGGUGGAUGUAGUGCAAUCAAUGAUACAUUCGUUACUCGUGGCACCAAAGCAGAUUAUGAUCGAAUUGCUGACAUGGGAAAUCCAGGAUGGAGUUGGAAAGAAAUGCUGCCAUUCUUUAAAGCAUCCGAAACAUUUCAUUCAACUGAAUGGCAUCAAGCAGACUUGGAUAUACACGGAACUGAUGGACCUUUACACAUCUCGAUGACUCUUCUCGCACCCAUAUCUGAAAAAAUUCUCGAAUCAUUUAUCGAUAAUGGUUUUGAUUACAAACCAGAUAUGUUUGUGCAAGGAGACUACGAAGGUAUUGGACAUAUUAGUCGUACAGUUUACAAUGGUAUCUGUACUACGAGUGCGGAUUUUAUUCAUAAAUACGAAAAAACAAAUCUUACAGUUCGAACAGAUGUAUUUGUGGAUCGUAUCAUUUUGGAAAAGAAUAAUGAGAAAGAAUGUCCAUACAAAGCAAUCGGUGUGGAAGCACAUGAUGAUACAAACGGUCAACCAAUAAUUAUUAAAGCGAGAAAAGAAAUUAUCUUAAGUGCUGGUGCUUAUAACUCUCCAAUGAUUUUGAUGCAUUCCGGUAUCGGUUGGGAAAAACAUCUUAACGAAGUGGGUAUCGAUUGUAAAGUUAAUUUACGUGGUGUUGGCGAAAAUCUUCAAGAUCAUUUAAUCGUUUAUACGUCCUAUCAAGUGAGCGAUCCGAGUCUCACACACGAUCGAUUUCUUUAUCAUCAUCCAGAUGCUAUAAGAUUAGCGAUCAAAGAAUGGCAGGAUACUAAGACAGGAGUAAUGGCAAGCGCUGCGGUCGGUGUUCUGGCCCUCACGCGAAUCGACAGGACAAUUCAAGAUCCUGUUUGGGAAGCUGCAAAAGCCAAACAGCAGAGCAAAAAUACAUCCAACUCUGAUCCAACUGGACAGUUGCCGAACCAGCCUCAUAUUGAGUUUAUCACUAAUCAAUCAUAUAUAAGUGCACCUGACCUUCUAGAUGCGGAUGGCCUUCCAUACAAUCCAAUCAAUGGUGAAGGCGUCUUUACUGUGAACACUUUUCUUUGUGGGCCACAAGCAAGGGGUACGGUACGACUAUUGUCGAAAGAUCCGACCAGCAAACCAAUAAUUGAUCAUGCUUAUCUUGAUAAUGAUCUAGAUGUUGCAGUACUUGCCGAGGGUUGUCGUUUGUGUCAUGAAAUCAUAACGAAAGGUCGAGGAACAAAAGAUAUUAUCGUUGGUGCUUGGCCGAAGAUAAUUUCGCAUCCAAAUGAUAUGAUCGGUUGGAAAGAGCAUGUACGAACAUUCUCAAGUAGCGGUUCUCAUCCAGCUGGAACAUGCAAAAUGGCACCUGAAAGUGAUCCUAUGGGAGUAGUUGACAGUCGUCUUCGUGUUAGGAAUGUGAAGGGAUUGCGAGUAGCAGAUAUAUCCAUUCUACCUAUUCUCAACAAUGGACAUCCGCAGAUACUUGCAUAUGCCAUUGGUGAAAAGGUGGCAUCUAUGAUUUUGCAAGACGUUGAUGUUUCAAAGUAA